Messenger RNA from Sciurus carolinensis (gray squirrel), 1951 nucleotides. It is a transcript of the gene Sephs1, whose product is annotated as selenophosphate synthetase 1. Bases 608 to 1786 code for a protein of 392 amino acids. The record is from RefSeq and is a predicted model, not a curated record. Gene Ontology annotation, biological process: L-selenocysteine biosynthetic process. Gene Ontology annotation, molecular function: selenide, water dikinase activity; ATP binding. The transcript is spliced from 9 exons. NCBI's taxonomy places the organism in Eukaryota, Metazoa, Chordata, Mammalia, Rodentia, Sciuridae. Gene Ontology annotation, cellular component: cytoplasm.
GGGGGAGGGCGGCCACGCAGGGGUUAAUUUUUUCGCCCGCCGACAUUUUUGUGCGGCGGCCCGCGCGCGCGGCGGGAGAGCCAGCUCGGUGUCCCGGGCGCGGCGCCUCCGGCCCUCCCUGCCCCCACCCGGCCCGCGCCCGCAGGGCCCGCGGACGCAGCCGGACCUGGGCGCCGGGCCGGGCCUGUGGGCCGCGCGCGCCUCGCGCCUUCCCCAAGCCGUGGGCCGCGCGCGCUUCCCGCCACCCUCGUCGCCGCGGGACGGCCUGAGCGGGCAUGGCCCAGCCGGCAGCGCCGUGUAGCCUCCGCCCGGCCGCCAGCCCGCCGCGCGGCGCCGCACAAAGAGCGGGGCCCGGGCCUGCUGUGCCUUUAAAGGCGGCAGCUUGAGACUUAAGGUGUCCCCGAGUGCCGUCCUCCGCGCCCGGGCCGUCUGCGCCUCGGGCCUCAUGGAGAGUACCCGGGCCCUGCGCGCACGCCGCGGUGUCCACCCCUCUGCACGUGCGGGGCCUGGGGGUAGGUGGAUCAGAAGUAAAAAAAACCAGCCAAACAGCCAAACAAGAGAGAGGGAGGGGAGGGGCUAACCUAUAAGGAGUGUGGGCCCCAGAACCAUGUCUACGCGGGAGUCCUUUAAUCCGGAAAGUUAUGAAUUGGAUAAGAGCUUCCGGCUAACCAGAUUCACUGAACUGAAGGGCACAGGCUGCAAAGUGCCCCAAGAUGUUCUACAGAAAUUGCUGGAGUCUUUACAAGAGAACCAUUUCCAAGAAGAUGAACAGUUUCUGGGAGCUGUUAUGCCAAGGCUUGGCAUCGGAAUGGAUACUUGCGUCAUUCCUUUGAGGCAUGGUGGUCUUUCCUUGGUUCAAACCACAGAUUACAUUUAUCCUAUUGUAGACGACCCUUACAUGAUGGGCAGGAUAGCAUGUGCCAAUGUCCUCAGUGACCUCUAUGCAAUGGGGGUAACAGAAUGUGACAAUAUGCUGAUGCUCCUUGGAGUCAGUAAUAAAAUGACCGACAGGGAAAGGGAUAAAGUGAUGCCCCUAAUUAUACAGGGUUUUAAGGAUGCGGCUGAGGAAGCAGGAACAUCUGUAACAGGUGGCCAAACAGUAUUAAACCCCUGGAUUGUUCUGGGAGGAGUUGCUACAACUGUCUGUCAGCCCAAUGAAUUUAUCAUGCCAGAUAAUGCAGUACCAGGGGAUGUGCUUGUGUUGACAAAACCUCUGGGGACACAAGUUGCUGUUGCUGUGCACCAGUGGCUGGAUAUUCCUGAAAAAUGGAAUAAAAUUAAACUAGUAGUCACCCAAGAAGACGUAGAGUUGGCAUACCAAGAAGCAAUGAUGAAUAUGGCACGGCUCAACAGGACAGCUGCAGGACUCAUGCACACGUUCAAUGCCCACGCAGCCACUGACAUCACGGGCUUCGGGAUCUUGGGCCACGCACAGAAUCUGGCCAAGCAACAGAGGAAUGAGGUGUCGUUUGUGAUUCACAACCUCCCUGUACUGGCCAAGAUGGCUGCCGUGAGCAAAGCCUGUGGGAACAUGUUCGGUCUCAUGCAUGGGACCUGCCCGGAGACGUCAGGAGGCCUUCUAAUCUGUUUACCACGUGAGCAAGCAGCUCGGUUCUGUGCAGAGAUAAAGUCCCCCAAGUAUGGCGAAGGUCACCAAGCAUGGAUUAUUGGGAUUGUAGAGAAGGGCAACCGUACCGCCAGAAUCAUAGACAAGCCCCGGAUCAUCGAAGUUGCACCACAAGUGGCCACUCAAAAUGUGAAUCCCACACCUGGUGCCACCUCCUAAUGUAGAGAAAUAGCUAUUUGGUUUUGUUUUUAAAUAGAUCUAUUUCCUUUAUCAUCACUUCAAUUAAAGACUGUAAGCAACAAGAAAAAUCUCAUUGUGUCUACACAUCUGGUGACCUUAGGUCAAUUUGUGAGUGGAUACAAUUAAUAAAAUGAAAUCCAUGGC